This is a messenger RNA of Mangifera indica (mango), 1370 nucleotides long. RefSeq names its product UDP-rhamnose/UDP-galactose transporter 1-like. Gene Ontology annotation, molecular function: UDP-galactose transmembrane transporter activity; antiporter activity. Gene Ontology annotation, cellular component: Golgi apparatus. The coding region runs from base 206 to 1237 and encodes 343 amino acids. The transcript is spliced from 5 exons. The record is from RefSeq and is a predicted model, not a curated record. Lineage: Eukaryota; Viridiplantae; Streptophyta; Magnoliopsida; Sapindales; Anacardiaceae.
UGUCAUGCUUGUUGGCUUGUUGCUACCGUAAUAAUAUGUUCCUUGCUUGUUUGCAGGCUGGCCGCUGGCUUGCUUGGUAAUUUAUCUUUAUAGAGAGUGUAUAAAUCAAGGUUCUUGCUCUCUCACUGGCUCGUGCCAGUUGACACCAUCCUUCUCCUUCUUCUCUCACUACAGUUUCUCGUUUUCGCUACGUGAGGUGGCGAAAAUGGAGGUGGAGAAUAGCAAGAAGUCAUCGGUGUCAGAUGCUGGAGCUUGGGGGAUGAACGUUGUCAGCUCUGUGGGACUUAUCAUGGCCAACAAACAGCUCAUGUCUCCCAAUGGUUUGGGUUUUGGAUUUGCCACAACUUUAACUGGGUUCCAUUUCACUGUGACUGCAUUGGUGGGGUUGGUGUCAAAUGCGGCUGGCUAUUCUGCAUCAAAGCAUGUUCCCUUUUGGGAGCUUCUUUGGUUCUCAAUUGUUGCUAACAUGUCAAUCACUGGAAUGAACUUCAGCCUCAUGCUCAACUCUGUUGGAUUUUAUCAGAUUUCAAAGUUGAGCAUGAUUCCUGUUGUUUGUGUGAUGGAGUGGAUUCUUCACAGCAAACACUAUUCAAAAGAAGUGAAGAUGGCUGUGGUGGUGGUGGUUGUUGGUGUUGGUGUGUGCACAGUGACUGAUGUGAAGGUUAAUGCCAAGGGGUUCAUAUGUGCCUGCGUGGCUGUCUUGUCCACAUCCUUGCAACAGAUUUCAAUUGGUUCACUACAGAAGAAGUACUCUAUAGGCUCUUUUGAACUGCUCAGCAAGACAGCUCCAAUACAAGCAAUCUCCCUGGUUUUAUCUGGCCCUUUCAUAGACUACAGCCUCAAUGGAAAAUUUUUGUUUAAUUACAACUUAUCUUAUGGUGCACUUUUUUUGAUCGUGAUCUCGUGCUCCCUAGCAGUCUUCUGCAAUGUGAGCCAGUACCUCUGCAUUGGCCGCUUCUCGGCUGUGUCUUUCCAGGUUUUAGGCCACAUGAAAACUGUCUGUGUCCUCAUUCUGGGAUGGCUGCUCUUUGAUUCAGAGCUCACACUUAAAAAUAUAUUGGGAAUGAGUAUGGCUGUAGUGGGCAUGGUGGUGUAUAGUUGGGCAGUGGAGGCUGAGAAAAAGGCCAAUUCCCAAGUCAGAAACAAUGUUUCUGAAGAGAAUGCACAGUUGUUAAAGCAGAAUUCAGAUCUUCAAUCUGAGGUUAAGGAUGUUGAGCUUGGUAAGUCCAGAGGCUAAGACACUUGUUCUUGUUAUUUUUUUUAAUAUAUUUUUUGUUAAAAUUUUAUAUUGCAUAGAAAGGAUUAUAUAGAGAAGAAGCAAGAAUACAAUUGUUUGAUUAAACAUUUGGCAAAUUAAAAUUAUUGCGUCA